Perognathus longimembris pacificus (Pacific pocket mouse) is the source of this 2001-nucleotide messenger RNA. RefSeq names its product beta-1,3-N-acetylgalactosaminyltransferase 2 (gene B3galnt2). The record is from RefSeq and is a predicted model, not a curated record. The transcript has 12 exons. Gene Ontology annotation, cellular component: membrane. Lineage: Eukaryota; Metazoa; Chordata; Mammalia; Rodentia; Heteromyidae. The coding region runs from base 116 to 1627 and encodes 503 amino acids. Gene Ontology annotation, molecular function: hexosyltransferase activity.
CCGCCGCCCGCGGUCGAGGGAGCUGAGGCGCCGGCCGGAGCCGCGGAGGGCGCUGGGCGCGGCGCCCGCCUCCCCCUCGCUCCCGGCGGCGAGCGGCGAGCGGCGGGGGCGGCCAAUGCGAAACUGGCUGGUGCUGCUGUGCCCGUGCGUGCUCGGGGCCGCGCUGCACCUCUGGCUGCGGCUGCGCUCCGCGCCGCCCGCCCGCGCCUCGGGGGCCGGCCCGGCAGAUCAGUCGGCCUCAUUGCCUCAGUGGAAAUCCAGUCACUAUGAUGUAGUUGUUGGUGUGUUGUCAGCUCGCCAUAACCACGAACUUCGAGAUGUGAUAAGAAACACCUGGUUGAAGCAUUUGAUUCAACAUCCAGGGUUGAGUCAACGUGUGCUCGUGAAGUUCAUAAUCGGUGCUCGUGGCUGUGAGGUGCCUGUGGAAGACAGGGAGGACCCCUACUCCUGCCGACUGCUCAACAUCACACACCCAGUUUUGAAUCAGGAAAUUGAAGCGUUUGGGCUUUCGGAAGACACCUCGUCAGGGCUGUCUGAGGACCGGGUUGUCAGCGUGAGCUUCCGCGUUCUCUACCCCAUCGUGAUCACCAGUCUCGGCGUGUUCUCCGAUGCUGGCGACGAGGGCUUUCAGAGAAACAUCACGGUCAAGCUCUAUCAGGCAGAGCAGGAGGAGGCGCUCUUUGUGGCUCGCUUCAGUCCUCCCAGCUGUGGCGUUCAGGUGAACAAGCUGUGGUAUAAACCCGUGGAGCAGUUCAUCUUACCAGAGAGUUUUGAAGGUACCAUCGUGUGGGAGAGCCAAGACCUCCACGGCCUUGUGUCAAGAAACCUUCACCGAGUGACAGUGAAUGACGGAGGGGGCGUCCUCCGGGUCCUCACGGCCGCAGAGGGCGCGCUGCCUCCCGAGUUCCUCGAGGGUGUGGAGGGGGUCGCGGGUGGCUUCAUCUACACCAUUCAGGAAGCUGAUGCCCUGUUGCACAGCCUUCACUCUCGGCCGCAGAGGCUGGAGGAGCACGCGAGGAGCCUCCGCGAGGAAGACGCCUUACUGCAGCAGGAGAGCAGCACCUACGAGGACAUUGUCUUUGUAGAUGUUGUUGACACUUACCGAAAUGUUCCUGCAAAACUACUGAACUUCUACCGGUGCAGGACCGUGGAGGCCACCAGCUUCGCCUUGCUGCUGAAGACGGAUGAUGACUGCUACAUAGACUUGGAAGCUGUGUUCGACAGAAUUGCCCACAAGAAUCUGGAGGGGCCGAAUGUCUGGUGGGGAAAUUUCAGGUUGAACUGGGCGGUGGACCGGACGGGGAAGUGGCAGGAGCUGGAGUACCCCAGCCCCGCGUACCCGGCCUUUGCCUGCGGCUCGGGGUACGUGAUCUCCAGGGACAUCGUCGAGUGGCUGGCCCGCAACUCAGGGAGGCUGAAGACCUACCAGGGUGAAGACGUGAGCAUGGGCAUUUGGAUGGCAGCCAUAGGACCUAAGCGACACCAGGACGGCCUGUGGCUGUGCGAGAAGGCGUGCGAGCCGGGCAUGCUGUCCUCCCCGCAGUACUCGCCGCGGGAGCUGCGGGAGCUGUGGGAGCUGAAGGAGCUGUGCGGGGACCCCUGCCGCUGCGAGGCCCGGGCGCGGUGAGCUGAGGAGCGGCGCAGCACUGCCACCUCCAGAGGAAAGGCGCCGUGCUCCAGUCGUUCUCGACGGUUCCCUGCUGGCGCGUUAACCUGUAAGCAGUGUGCGUGUCUUAAUGUUUGCACAAAUCUCCUCAAGUCAACUCCUACUGGAGCAUAAGCAAAGUUUUUACAUAUAUGUCGAAAGUUUUUAGAAAUACCAAAUUUUUUAUAAAAGGAGAAACAUUUCUAAGUCCUGACGCAGUGUUAUUAGAACUCCAGCGUUAUUAUUUUUGGUUAAAACAGGGCCCAGGUUCUGAAAUUUUGAGUAGUAACCCAGUUUGGAUCGCAGCUUGGGUUAUAAAAAUAGCUGUGAGUAGCCUAAUCAGGACGAGGGCAGGC